GUCCGGUUACCGGACUCCUAGCCACUUCCAGUUUUCAUGUAAAAUUAAAUUUCCGGUCUCACCGUUUAAAAGAACGUAACCCAAAGAAUAAAAAAGAAAAAAACGUCGGGAAAAUGCCAUCGUACGAAGUAGCUUUAAUAGUAAGAUCGGCCUUAGACAGGCCUCAAUUGAAAACUGUUGUUAAGGCAGCAUGUCAACAGAUUAUGAAUCAGGGAGGUUUAAUAAAGCAGCUAGAGAAUCUUGGUCACAGAGAGUUGCCACAUAUUACCCGGGCUCACAAACUGAAACACACACAUGGAAAUUAUUUCUGUAUCCAGUUUGAUAGUUCAUCAGACGCAAUGUGCGGUAUUGCCCAAAAAUACAAACAUACAAAAGAAAUAGUUCGAUAUGGUAUUCUUAAGAAGGAAGAGGAGCCGAGGCGACCGUGCCUUGAUGGACCUUGUUUAUUCGGGGAAUUACCAAAUCCAGACCAUGACAGGGCAGUUUAUUCACGGAAAGUGUUAAGGAGAUUCAAGAACAACAAAAUGUCUAACGUGUAACAAUGUAAAUUAGUGUAGUUUUUAACAUGUCUGUAAAUGAGGAUGGUUCCUGUUGAUAUCAGCUGUUUUGAUCAUGAAUUAAUGUUUCUUUCUGUCCAGAGUUCUUUUAUUAUCUGUCUAGUGUUUUUUAGCUCACCUGUCACAGAGUGACAAGGUGAGCUUUUGUGAUGGCGCGGUGUCCUCCGUCCGUCAGUCCGUGCGUCCGUGCGUCCGUAAACUUUUGCUUGUGACCACUCUAAAGGUCACAUUUUUUGUGGGAUCUUUAUGAAAGUUGAUCAGAAUGUUCAUCUUGAUGAUAUCUAGGUCAAGUUCAAACUGGGUCACGUGCCAUCAAAAACUAGGUCAGUAGGUCUAAAAAUAGAAAAACCUUGUGACCUCUCUAGAGGCCAUAUAUUUCACAAGAUCUUCAUGAAGAUUGGUCAGAACGUUCACCUUGAUGAUAUCUAGGUCAAGUUCGAAACUGGGUCACGUUCCGUCAAAAACUAGGUCAGUAGGUCAAAUAGUAGAAAAACCUUGUGACCUCUCUAAAGGCCAUAUUUUUCAUGGGAUCUGUAUGAAAUUUGGUCUGAAUGUUCAUCUUGAUGAUAUCUAGGUCAAGUUCGAAACUGGGUCACGUGCCAUCAAAAACUAGGUCAGUAGGUCUAAAAAUAGAAAAACCUUGUGACCUCUCUAGAGGCCAUAUAUUUCACAAGAUCUUCAUGAAAAUUGGUCAGAACGUUCACCUUGAUGAUAUCUAGGUCAAGUUUGAAACUGGGUCACAUGCCGUCAAAAACUAGGUCAGUAGGUCAAAUAAUAGAAAAACCUUGUGACCUCUCUAAAGGCCAUAUAUUUCAUGAGAUCUUCAUGAAAUUUGGUCAGAAUGUUCACCUUGAUGAUAUCUAGGUCAAGUUUGAAAGUGGGUCACGUGCCUUUAAAAACUAGGUCAAUAGGUCAAAUAAUAGAAAAACCUUGUGACCUCCCUAGAGGCCAUAUUUUUCAUGGGAUCUGUAUGAAAGUUGGUCUGAAUGUUCAUCUUGAUGAUAUCUAGGUCAUUUUCGAAAGUGGGUCACGUGCCACCAAAAACUAGGUCAGUAGGUCAAAUAAUAGAAAAACCUUAUGACCUCUCUAAAGGCCAUAUUUUUCAUGGGAUCUGUAUGAAAGUUGGUCUGAAUGUUCAUCUUGAUGAUAUCUAGGUCAAGUUCGAAACAAGGUCAUGUGCGUUUAAAAACUAGGUCAGUAGGUCUAAAAAUAGAAAAACCUUGUGACCUCUCUAGAGGCCAUACUUGUGAAUGGAUCUCCAUAAAAAUUGGUCAGAAUGUUCACCUUGAUGAUAUCUAGGUCAAGUUCGAAAGUGGGUCACAUGCCAUCAAAAAGUAGGUCAGUAGGUCAAAUAAUGAAAAAACGUUGUGACCUCUCUAGAGGCCAUGUUUUUCAUGGGAUCUGUAUGAAAAUCGGUCUGAAUGUUGAUCUUGAUGAUAUAUAGGUCAGGUUUGAAACUGGGUCAACUGCAAUCAAAAACUAGGUCAGUAGGUCUUGAAAUAGAAAAACCUUGUGACCUCUCUAGAGGCCAUAUUUUUCAAUGGAUCUUCAUAAAAAUUGAUCUGAAUGUUCACCUUAAUGAUAUCUAGGUCACUUUAGAAACUGGGUCACGUGCCUUAAAAAACUAGGUCAGUAGGUCAAAUAAUAAAAAAAACCUUGUGACCUCUCUAGAGGCCAUACUUUUCAUGGGAUCUGUAUGAAAGUUGGUCUGAAUGUUCAUCUUGAUGAUAUCUAGGCCAAGUUUGAAAUUGGGUCAACUGCGGUCAAAAACUAGGUCAGUAGGUCUAAAAUUAGAAAAAUCUUUUGACCUCUCUAGAGGCCAUAUUUUUCAAUGGAUCUUCAUAAAAAUUGAUCUGAAUGUUCACCUUAAUGAUAUCUAGGUCACUUUAGAAACUGGGUCACGUGCAGUCAAAAACUAGGACAGUAGGUAUAAAAAUAGAAAAACCUUGUGACCUCUCUAGAGGCCAUAUUUUUCAUGAGAUCUUCAUGAAAGUUAGUGAGAAUGUUUACCUUGAUGAUAUUUAGGUAAAGUUCAAAACAGGGUCACGUACCUUUGAAAACUAGGUCAAUAGGUCGAAUAAUAGAAAAACCUUGUGACCUCUCUAGAGACCAUAUUUUUCAAUCGAUCUUCAUGAAAAUUGGUCAGCAUUUUUAUCUUGAUAAUAUCUAGGUCAGGUUCAAAAGUGGGUCACAUGAGCUCAAAAACUAGGUCACUAUGUUAAAAUAAUAGAAAAAAACGACGUCAUACUCAAAACUGGGUCAUGUGGGAAGAGGUGAGCGAUUCAGGACCAUCAUGGUCCUCUUGUUUAUUCAACAGAACAUUUUGAAGCUAUUUGCUAUAAAGACUAGUACGUACAAUAUUCUCUUCCGAUCAAGGCCAGUAUUCUCUUUGAAGGUUUGAAAGAAAACUGUGUCUGAAAUAAUCCAUCGUCAACCUCUCAUUUAUGUUGGGAAGCUGUUGAGAACAUGUAAGCACUGAUAGAGGUCAAACGUCAAAUUCAAGAAUGAAAUAAGUACAGAUUCCAGGGACUCAAUACACCUGAAAUGCAUCCGAAAAAUGGUGCUAAACACAACAAAAUAGAAUAUUCAGCUGUAUACGUGACUUGAAAAUGUUGCAAUUUCUGUAGGCAGGUAUUUUAAUCUGAAUAAGACUUGAGUUUUGCCGAAAGUGUAUUUUUGUGAGCAUUUAGGGUAUACCAGAAAGCUACAUUUACAUUCACAUAACAUUUUGUAAGGGAAAACAAAAGUGUUUAUUUUUGUAUAAACAAUAUUGGUGUAAUAAUAUCAAGUUUUUCUUGCAAAUCAUCAAAGACGUGCCGACGCGAUUCAUGUUUGCAAGAAGUGCCAAUGUGGUUUAUACCAGUAUAAACGCAUAAAAAAGCAUUUAAUUCUUAAUUAUGUCUGCUUUAACAAAGGUAAUCUACAUGUUCCUUUAGAGGUAACCAGUCACAGUGGAAUAGUUUGCCUUGUGUCAAUGCUGAAAUUACCUGUAGAAUUUAUAAGAGACUUAAAAAGUCCCUGUAGAGCAAGAUUAUGUUGCUGUUAUGAAAUUAGACCCUACAAUAUUAAACAUUAUGAUUAUA
This is a messenger RNA of Mercenaria mercenaria, 3640 nucleotides long. RefSeq names its product probable 28S ribosomal protein S6, mitochondrial. The record is from RefSeq and is a predicted model, not a curated record. Gene Ontology annotation, molecular function: small ribosomal subunit rRNA binding; structural constituent of ribosome. Gene Ontology annotation, biological process: translation. Gene Ontology annotation, cellular component: ribosome; mitochondrial small ribosomal subunit. The transcript is spliced from 3 exons. Lineage: Eukaryota; Metazoa; Mollusca; Bivalvia; Venerida; Veneridae. The coding region runs from base 114 to 539 and encodes 141 amino acids.